CCCCGCGGUCGCUGCCGGGGCCGCUGCUGACAACAAGAUGGCGGCGGCGGCGGGUCCGGCGGGCGUUGAGAGUCGCGUGUUGGGCUACAGCCUGCACCGCUGGAGCAGCUUCUCCUCCACCUACCUGCCCGAGAAUAUCUUGGUGGAUAGACCAAAUGAUCAGUCCUCAAGAUGGUCUUCAGAAAGCAAUUAUCCUCCCCAGUAUUUGAUUUUGAAACUUGAAAGACCUGCCAUAGUCCAGAGCAUCACAUUUGGCAAAUAUGAGAAAACACAUGUCUGCAAUUUAAAGAAGUUUAAAGUCUUUGGUGGGAUGAACGAGGAGAAUAUGACAGAUCUCCUAUCCAGUGGCUUAAAGAAUGAUUAUAACAAAGAAACAUUCACCUUGAAGCAUAAAAUUGAUGAACAGAUGUUCCCCUGUCGAUUCAUUAAGAUAGUUCCACUCUUAUCCUGGGGACCUAGCUUCAAUUUUAGUAUCUGGUAUGUUGAACUAAAUGGCAUUGAUGAUCCAGAUGUGGUCCAGCCGUGCCUCAACUGGUACAGCAAGUACCGUGAACAGGAAGCCAUUCGCCUUUGCCUAAAGCACUUUCGGCAGCACAACUACACCGAGGCUUUCGAGUCGCUGCAGAAGAAAACCAAGAUUGCUCUGGAGCACCCCAUGCUGACAGACCUGCACGACAAACUGGUGUUGAAGGGGGACUUCGAUGCUUGUGAAGAACUGAUAGAAAAAGCUGUGAAUGAUGGCUUGUUCAAUCAGUAUAUCAGUCAGCAAGAGUACAAACCUCGCUGGGGGCAGAUUAUCCCCAAAAGCACCAAAGGUGAUGGGGAAGACAGUCGGCCAGGGAUGAGAGGUGGCCAUCAGAUGGUGAUAGAUGUGCAGACAGAAACUGUUUAUUUGUUUGGUGGCUGGGAUGGAACUCAGGAUCUGGCUGACUUCUGGGCAUACAGUGUGAAGGAAAACCAGUGGACCUGUAUAUCCAGGGAUACUGAGAAAGAGAGCGGUCCCAGUGCCAGAUCCUGUCACAAGAUGUGCAUUGACAUCCAGAGAAGGCAGAUCUACACCCUGGGGAGGUACCUGGAUUCCUCUGUGAGGAACAGCAAGUCCCUGAAGAGCGACUUCUACCGCUACGACAUCGACACCAACACCUGGAUGCUGCUGAGCGAGGACACGGCAGCAGAUGGAGGCCCCAAGCUGGUGUUUGAUCAUCAGAUGUGCAUGGAUUCUGAAAAACACAUGAUCUACACCUUUGGGGGCCGAAUCCUGACCUGCAAUGGCAGUGUGGACGACAGCAGAGCCAGUGAGCCCCAGUUCAGUGGCUUGUUUGCUUUUGACUGCCAGUGCCAGACGUGGAAACUUCUGAGGGAGGAUUCCUGCAACGCCGGACCCGAGGAUAUCCAGUCCCGGAUAGGACACUGCAUGUUGUUCCAUUCUAAAAAUCGCUGCUUGUAUGUGUUUGGUGGCCAGAGAUCAAAGACUUACUUGAACGACUUCUUCAGUUAUGAUGUGGACAGCGACCACGUGGACAUUAUCUCAGAUGGCACAAAGAAAGAUUCAGGGAUGGUUCCAAUGACAGGAUUCACUCAAAGGGCCACCAUUGAUCCUGAACUGAAUGAAAUCCACGUCUUGUCAGGGCUCAGUAAAGACAAGGAGAAGCGGGAAGAGAACGUGAGGAAUUCCUUCUGGAUUUAUGACAUUGUGAGGAACAGCUGGUCUUGUGUCUAUAAGAAUGACCAAGCAGCAAAAGAGAAUCCAGGUAAAAGCCUUCAGGAAGAGGAGCCCUGCCCAAGGUUUGCCCAUCAGCUGGUGUAUGAUGAGUUGCACAAGGUUCAUUACUUAUUUGGAGGGAAUCCUGGUAAAUCCUGCUCUCCAAAGAUGAGAUUAGAUGAUUUCUGGUCUCUGAAGCUCUGUCGACCUUCAAAGGAAUAUCUGCUAAGACACUGCAAAUACCUCAUCAGAAAGCACAGGUUUGAGGAGAAGGCUCAGACUGACCCUCUUAGUGCACUGAAGUACCUGCAGAAUGAUUUAUAUGUAACCGUGGAUCACUCGGACCCCGAGGAGACAAAGGAGUUUCAGCUUCUUGCCUCAGCAUUAUUUAAGUCUGGCUCGGAUUUCACGACUCUCGGAUUUUCAGAUGUUGACCACACGUAUGCCCAGAGAACUCAGCUGUUUGACACGUUAGUCAACUUCUUCCCAGACAACAUGACCCCUCCUAAAGGCAACCUGGUGGACCUCAUCACGCUGUAAUGGAGAAUCACUGGACACAUGGAAGAGGGGAAAAGCAUCCAUUUUCAGUAUUUUAAUUUUUUUACUGCAUUGAUUGACUGCUGGGAUGAAGUUAAUAUAGUAACCCCUAGGUGUUUGAAAGGGGUUUUAUACUUGUAUGGUGAAUCCCUGGAGCUUUUCCCUUGGAGUAGGUUAAUAAAAUGUAACUGACGUACUUCUGACUAAAUAUAUAUAUUUUUUCUGACUUUGGAUUUUGAGUUAGCAAAUGUAAGAUGAAAAGGUGGGGGGAAAAAAGAAAAAGAAAUAAAACCCAGUCAUGCAGUGAUCUUUUUGCCUAUGGGGGAAAAUUUGAGAUAUGUGAGUUGUCUGGGAUUAAAGAUGAUGGGUUUUAUUUUGUGUUUCCUGAGGAAGAGGGGGAAGAGGUUUUUCUUUCCUCAUUUGUAACUAGUCAUGACGUGUUGCUUUAUCCUACAACUCCAUCCUCAGCAGCUGAAUAACCUGGUGGCAGGACACUGGCAGGUGUUGAGAUGAUGUAAUUUCUGUCCUGAGUCUUGCACUCACGGUGUGUCGCGGGAAGGCGAGCGUGUGUUCCGAACCGUCUGUCUCCCCUUCCAGAGCUGUGUGACAGUCAUGUCUAAUUGCUUCUGAGACUCCACCUAAACUCACGACCUACAUCCCUGUCUCCUGUUCUCUGGGGCCUUCCACUUCAACCUGGCAGGCAAGAGGGAACCUGAGAUACAGCUGGAAAACAGGAGUGCGGUCACUGCCCACACGGGCCCCUUUUCAGGGAUUGAUCUCUUUGCUGCUGUGCUCAUCCACUGAGAAACCCUGUGGGUCCUCAGCGAGCCUGGCAGAACUGGGUCUUCCACCACACACAUCCCCAACCUCUGCAAACCUGCCCCCAGGUUGGGUGUAGGAUUUCUGAAGCAGAUUGUCUUCAUUUCCAUGUGAAGCAUUUCUGUGUGCGUUUGUCCGUGUGUACGUGUACAGGGCGUUGCUCCCAACAGCUUGUCUCCUUCCCAUGUAAGUGCAACUCCCUUGUCAAAGCAUUUUAGACCUAGAUCUGAAUGUGAGGGAGGCCUUCUUAGCAUAAAUCUCUGAAAAUGAGCUGUUGCAUAUGUAUAGAAAAUGUAUUCUUCCUUUUGCUGAAAGCCUUCUUUAUAAACACUGUAAGGGCUUGGUGCUGCACUGUGAGGUUGAAUGAAGGACAUGCAUACCCAGCGUUAGAAACUCUGCAUUCAGUGUCUGUGAGCAUUCAGUACACACUGGCAGAUGUAAAUAUUUAUAUGAAACUGCAAAACUUUCUGUCCAGCAGUGUUCAUGCCAGUCAGGUAUCGUCGCUGCACCCGCUGUGGCUCCUGUUGAACUUGGUGGAAGUCCUGUGUGUGCAAAGAUGAUUUGGACUCUUGAAAUAAAGAGUUAGUCAAGUGUCUUUUUCAGA
Zonotrichia leucophrys gambelii is the source of this 3662-nucleotide messenger RNA. It is a transcript of the gene MKLN1, whose product is annotated as muskelin 1. Gene Ontology annotation, cellular component: cytoplasm. Lineage: Eukaryota; Metazoa; Chordata; Aves; Passeriformes; Passerellidae. The transcript is spliced from 18 exons. Gene Ontology annotation, molecular function: protein binding. The coding region runs from base 38 to 2242 and encodes 734 amino acids. The record is from RefSeq and is a predicted model, not a curated record.